Molecule: messenger RNA, 1955 nt
Organism: Nymphaea colorata (pocket water lily)
Lineage: Eukaryota; Viridiplantae; Streptophyta; Magnoliopsida; Nymphaeales; Nymphaeaceae
Exons: 4
Coding region: 27-1823 (598 amino acids)
Source: RefSeq, a predicted model, not a curated record
CAUCUUUCGAAACCGCCAUUCUGCCGAUGGGAUCUCUGCUCGCGACGGCCGAGCAUCAUUUCUUCCGACAUUUUCCCAAUUCUCCAAUUUUUGGAUAUUCAAUGGCGUGCCUGGUCAUCGCCUCUCCACCACUCUCCUCUCUCUCUUCCGGCCCUAAGUCCGUAGCAGUUUUGGCGGCAAAUCCUUCGCUCCCCCGGCGUUCCCUUCUGCGUGUGCGUUGCCGGACAAACAAGAGGCUCGUGUAUGCCUCCACCAUUUUCCAGCCUACCUACUUCUCAUCCGUAUCCUUCCCCUUCCCGCUAAGAAUUUUCAACCAGCCCUCGAGUUCUUCCGGCAGUGCGCUUGUGAUUGCCUUCUUGCUGUCCUCCGUCUUUGCUGCGCUCGCCUUCGUCUUGAAAUCAAGGCGAAAGAGGCGCAUUUCAGAAAGGAAGAUCGUCUCUUCCGACGGCAAUGGCGUCCAAUUGGGACCGAAUCAUGCGGCGGUUUCUGGUGAGUCUCUGCUGGGAGUUUCUGGGGCGAGAAUUAUCUUUUCCAACGACGGAAUGCAAGAGGAGGAGGAGGUCACUCAAGCUUGUGACUCAAUUGGGAGGCCUAGGCAGGAUUCAGUCAUUUCUUCGUUAAUCAACUCUUCAAAUGCCUUUGGCCGGGGUUUAGGGUUUAGAGAAUCGUCGAUGUUAUCGUCUCCUUUUCGGGAGACUUCGGGGAGUGAAUUUGGUGAGGCGGGAAACUGUAUUGUUUCUCGGGAUGCAGCAUCAGGUGGAAUUAGCAACGCCAUGGCUGCUCACGGUCAAUUGCUUAAUGAGGUGAAGAAACUGAGCAAGGGUGUUCCGAUCGACAAAGGAUUGAUAUACUUCCAAAAUGUCGUGUCGGAAAGGUUCUGUGACGAUAUAGAAACGGCCGGAAAUGACAAUCUGUCCGAAAUUGAUCUUCGAUUGACCAAUGACGGAAUGGAGGGAAGCGAAGAAGUGGUUGAAAAUACAUCACAAAUAGUCUCCGGCGAUACAAAAGUAGUUGUGGACUACAAUUCAGAUGAAAUUUCUGACCAGUUGAUUGACGAAGGAAAGGAAGAAAAUGACAUGGUUGCUGAAGUUAGCGGGGAAUUGCCCAUUUCCCUCUAUGAAGAGUCAAAAAUGUUUUCUUGCAACAGUGAAAUCGGUGACGACGAUAUCACAAAAGAAAUUGAUCUUUGGACUAUUCAUGACGAAAAAGAGGACCGAAACCGUCCUUUGGCUGAUGAUGAAAGAGAAAGAAGCGAAGAAUUCACAAAGAGGCGUGACACAUCAAAUGCCCAUCUCCAUGAGGGGUCAGAAUUAACUAUUGGAGAUGCAGAAAUGAAAGGAAAUGUCUUCAAACAGAACCUCCCGCAAACGAUGGAAGGGGAAACAGAAAUGAGGGAUAAAACUACUGAAGCUUCUAUUGAAUCAAUAGGCUAUCAUAAUGAAGAGGAUGGCCAUGGGUCAAUGGCAAUAUCCAACCAUUCAAGUAGGAACCCGACGCCAGUUAUGUCCUUCAGUUCAGAGUUUGGCGUGGAGAGUUGCUUGGGGAGUUCCACAACUGACGAACAGGAAGAGAUAUCUGAUGAAGAUGCUUUACGAAGGGCUAUGCCAGCAAUUGCUAUGGGAGCAGGCAUAUUCGGGAUGUUAACUACUGGAGUGCAUGGAGGUUUGGAAAUGGUAGGUUUUGUUGCUGCCACCAGUUUCAUUGCAUAUGAUCUAUUGUGGGCUUCGAAUAGGAAAAGGUGGUGGAAUGACAUCACAAAAGUCAGAAAUAGAGAGGAGUUAAUGGUUUUCCUGAGAUCAAGAAACAUAGUAAAUGAUGUAUAAAGUUAUAAACCUAUAUUGUACAUGGGAUUCUGAGAAUUGGUUCGGUGGCAUAAAUUUUUGAAUGUAUAUAAAGAUUUUGAGAAAUCAGAGAGUUUUUGUAUAUCCAUGUCAAGCAUAGCUUUUCCUCCUUAA